Xyrauchen texanus (razorback sucker) is the source of this 4272-nucleotide messenger RNA. RefSeq names its product zinc finger protein ZIC 1. Gene Ontology annotation, cellular component: nucleus. The record is from RefSeq and is a predicted model, not a curated record. Gene Ontology annotation, molecular function: DNA-binding transcription factor activity, RNA polymerase II-specific; RNA polymerase II cis-regulatory region sequence-specific DNA binding. Lineage: Eukaryota; Metazoa; Chordata; Actinopteri; Cypriniformes; Catostomidae. The transcript is spliced from 3 exons. Bases 431 to 1762 code for a protein of 443 amino acids. Gene Ontology annotation, biological process: regulation of transcription by RNA polymerase II; central nervous system development.
CACUGAUGCUGAGGCAUGGCGGGCUGUUAUUUGGUGAGUGAAUGUUAGUAGGGGGAGAGCACCCUCUCCAAUGAUGGUCCAAGCACGGGGUCACGUGCCGCCCCCCUCCUUCCCCAUUCAUCAGGGGUGGACGGUGUUGUCUUUUCAAUUCAUUUAUCUGCAGGAAUGAUUGCGACUAUCAGUCUGAAGCUCACCGCCUGACCGAGGAGGUGAAAGUUGCGCCACAGGAAGAGAAACCGCAAAAGACAAUAUUGCACAUGAUUUGCGUGUGCAUCGGAUGAGCAAGAGAGGAGAAAUUCCUCUCCACUAAAAAGUAAAUAGAAAUAGGGGAUCGGAGUUUGCCUUGCACACUUAAGUCAGAGAAAUUGCAAGCAGAGACAGUUGUUAGAGAUUCUUGCUCUCUCUUAGUCUCCUCAGCUGUAGACUGAAGAUGCUCUUGGACGCAGGACCACAGUAUCCCACCAUUGGAGUGACUACUUUCGGCUCCACUAGGCAUCACUCAACAGGCGAAGUUACAGACAGAGAAGUGGCUCUGGGCAUUAAUCCGUUUGCCGACGGCAUGGGCGCUUUUAAAAUCAACCAUGGCACCCACGAUCUGGGCUCUGGGCAAACGGCAUUUUCCUCGCAGGCGCCUGGCUACGCCGCCGCCGCUGCCCUGGGACACCAUCACCACCACACUCAUGUCAGCUCUUACUCCACCGCCGCCUUCAACUCCACUCGGGACUUUCUGUUUCGUAAUCGGGGCUUCGGAGACGCCACGAGCGCGCAGCACAGUCUGUUCGCCUCCGCCGCUGGAAGUUUCGCCGGGCCACACGGACACUCUGAUGCCGCCGGGCACCUGCUCUUCCCGGGACUGCACGAGCAAGCGGCCACGCACGCCUCCUCCAACGUGGUGAACAGUCAGAUGCGCCUGGGCUUUUCCGGGGACAUGUACGGCAGAGCCGAGCAAUAUGGCCACGUCGCGAGUCCCAGGUCCGAACACUACGCCUCGACUCAGUUGCACGGCUAUGGCCCCAUGAACAUGAAUAUGGCUGCCCAUCACGGGGCAGGGGCCUUCUUUCGAUACAUGAGACAGCCCAUAAAACAAGAGCUCAUCUGCAAAUGGGUCGAACCCGAGCAACUGACUAAUCCGAAAAAGUCCUGCAACAAAACUUUCAGCACCAUGCACGAGCUCGUGACCCACCUGACCGUGGAGCACGUUGGGGGACCUGAGCAAUCGAAUCACAUUUGCUUUUGGGAAGAAUGUCCCCGGGAAGGAAAACCGUUUAAAGCAAAGUACAAACUUGUUAAUCACAUUCGAGUGCACACCGGAGAGAAACCGUUUCCAUGUCCGUUCCCCGGCUGUGGAAAAGUAUUUGCUCGGUCGGAAAAUCUGAAAAUUCAUAAAAGAACACACACCGGUGAAAAACCCUUCAAGUGUGAGUUUGAAGGCUGUGACAGGCGCUUUGCGAACAGCAGUGAUCGUAAGAAACACAUGCACGUCCACACCUCUGACAAACCCUAUCUCUGCAAAAUGUGUGAUAAAUCCUACACACACCCCAGCUCCCUCCGGAAACACAUGAAGGUUCACGAGUCAACAUCUCAAGCACCACAACCCUCUCCAGCAGCCAGCUCGGGCUACGAGUCCUCCACGCCACCCACCAUCGUGUCCCCUUCCACAGAAAAUCAGAGCAGCAGUUCCAUAUCACCAGCAUCAUCCACAGUCCACCACACGAGCAGCCACAGCACGCUGUCGUCAAAUUUUAAUGAAUGGUACGUGUAAAUAUUUUCAAAAGACUGCAGAAUUGAGACUGCUUGGGAUUCAAGACUCAAAAAUUCGCGCGUGGACCUACAUACACACACAAUGUGAAGAAUCUGAUAGCUUUUGAGAAACGGCUGUCUAGAGAGAACGAUGCGUGGACGGGGUGUGCAACGCUCUUAAUAGCCGAAUUUGUCCUCCAUUUUUUUUCCCUGUUUUUUUUUUUUUUUUUUUGGUUUCAUAUUUUCGGGACUGCAAAGAGAACUCCUAUUGCAUGCAACCAGCAGGUCUUUUUUUUUUGUUUGUUUGUUUUUUGUAUAUAAAGAUUCACCUAGUUCAAAAUGUAAUAUUUUAUUUUGUAAAUAGUCAUAAUACAGUUUAAGGGAAUUUGUGAAAAUGUGGUCCCUAGAUUUAUGGCAAAUGAGAUGGUUCUACGAAUAUUGCGAUGAAUAGUCUUAACUGAAAAGAAUGUUAUAGUUUAUGUGUACCAAAUGUGAAUUACCCAGUAUUACCACAGUCUACACGUUUACCUAACCGAUUAGUAUUAAUGUGCUUUUGUAUCCAGUGCAACAUUUCGUCUUCAGUCCAGUCUGAGUAGUACACAGUUGUUGUUCUUUAAUGUCAUGUCGAUAAACCGUGUAGUGAAAGCCUGAAGCUCCGUGUCAAUCUUGUUUAUGUAAGUGGGAAAAAAGAAAAAAAAAGCAUAAAACUAUCUGUCUACUGCAUUGGCAAUUGCAAGAAAUUAUUACUUGUAUAUAACUCAAUUUUCCAUAUGUAUCCGCAUGUAUAGGACCGGUAACAUGUUAGAGAUAAUCGGUAUUUAUGGAAAAUGCGUUCGUAGGGUAUGUCAAAUUUAGUUUGCUAAAUAAUGUUUGGUUACUUUUCGUACAAUAUUAAAGAAUUAAACGUACAAAAAAAAAAAAAAAAAAAAAAAUGACUUCAAUAUCUUAUUUCUCAGAUGUGCAUCAAACGAUUGAAUAAAUAUCAACAGAAGAAACACCACAAGUCAUUUCUGUAACCUAUUUAUUUCUGUUUAUUUAUUUAAUAUUUAUUUAUUAUUUGUUAAUAAACUGAGUCUAAAAUAAAACAUCACAUAAGUGCAACAAUAUAACCACAGGUGUUAAGUAGCCUAUCUAAAGGACAAGAGUCAGUCUUUAGGAUUUAACCCUUAACAUGGAAACUACAAAAGCCACAAUGACAAUUUCGUUCUAAAUAAACCAAUGCCUGCUAAUGCGGCAGGACGAAUGAAUGUUGAGUAAUUUAAUUUUCACUUUUGUAACCCUCAUUAUGUUGAGAGACUAAAAUUGACCACGUCCCUGGAGUAACGUUGUAGUGCAUUAAAAAGACAAAUCGUGACGGAUUUACUCAUCUACUUGGCCUUAUUUAAAUAGUUUACAUGACUUAACUCUCGUCAUGGCUUUAUGCAAUUAUACUUGUUUGGAACCAGUGUAUGGUGGAGGAUUUCAAACGUAACCAAGGAGAGAAUAGCUGUUGGGUUUUAUUUCUUUAUUUCUUUAUAUUUUCUCGGUUGCAACUUGCUUCAUCGCCCCAUUACGCACAUCAAGAUCAUGAGCGUGCUUAAUAUCACCAGUGCGCAAUUCUCACUGAGGGAUUGCGCACACUACAAUAUACUUUAUUUGGACAUUGCAAUCUAAAAACAAAAAAAGAAGAAAAAAAAGGGAUUGCUUAUCUUUUAUUUCUUCACGGUCAGAAAGUUUUCCAGAAUGAAAGAGGGAAUGUAUAUGCAGGGAGGGGGCACGCACACGGUCUGUAGUAUAAGAGUACUGUGCAUGCAUGCAACUUUGUAUGUGUGUCUCAGAUAACACAAGAUCAUUAGCAUUUGCACAUUUAAGCUGUGCCCUAAGGCUGUGAAACUAAUGAAUCGAGCAUUGCAGUGUUGCUAAUUCGUGGCCAUUUGGAUUUAUUUAUUUAUUAUUGUAUUUUUUUUUUUCAAAUGCGAUUCGACAACAUGUAAGUUGAAUAGCAGUGCUUAAUCGCUUAAAGAAAAAUGCAAUAAACUCUACAAUGUUUACAUGAUACUCUUCGGGGUGUGCACUGGUGCAUGCGCGUGUGUGGACUGGCGUGCGCGUGCAUGCGCUUGAGAAAUAGCCGACAUAAAGAAGGAGAUACUGACUUCGGGAAAAUAUAAACAUAUUGGCACAUCAAGCAGUAGGGGCGAAUACGGAAUGCAUUAUGUCGGAGGUGAUUUUUUUUAUUUAUUUUGUCUCGAAAUAUCUUCAUAUUCUCCUUCCACGGGUUAUUAGGUUUUGAGAUAUGUGAAUGAUGGCAAUAAAAUGAAUUGUUCGACUCUAUUUAACACUCUAUCUAUUCAAACGUUCUGGUACAUUUUCAUUCAUGCACCGUUAGAGUAGUAGCAGAAAGUGUUAUGUAUUGAUCCGUACAAUGGAAUGCACAUUUUUGAAGGAAGUCGUUUCACUUGCCUGUUAUCCUCAUUACUCCUAUUUUUAUUUAUUUUUUUAUUUUUUUCAUUUCCCCCAGAAAAUAAAAUAUCAGAAAUCAUAUUCUUGGACAAA